Messenger RNA from Arabidopsis lyrata subsp. lyrata, 846 nucleotides. RefSeq names its product ethylene-responsive transcription factor 11. NCBI's taxonomy places the organism in Eukaryota, Viridiplantae, Streptophyta, Magnoliopsida, Brassicales, Brassicaceae. The transcript has a single exon. The record is from RefSeq and is a predicted model, not a curated record. Gene Ontology annotation, molecular function: DNA binding; DNA-binding transcription factor activity. Bases 116 to 616 code for a protein of 166 amino acids. Gene Ontology annotation, biological process: regulation of DNA-templated transcription.
UAACAUUUGUUAUAAAUAUUUCUCUCUUUCCUCACAACUUCUUCACAUUAACAAACUCUCAAACUUCCUCAUCUUUUCUUUCUUACAUAAACAAUUUUUGUUUUUUGUUGUUGUCAUGACGCCGACAGUUAAAACGGCGGCAGUCAAAACCAACGACGGUAACGGAGUCCGUUACAGAGGAGUGAGGAAGAGACCAUGGGGACGUUACGCAGCCGAGAUCAGAGAUCCUUUCAAGAAGUCACGAGUCUGGCUCGGUACUUUCGACACUCCUGAAGCAGCGGCUCGUGCCUACGACAAACGUGCUAUUGAGUUUCGUGGAGCUAAAGCCAAAACCAAUUUCCCUUAUUACAACAUCAACCAGUGCUUGAGUUUGAGCCAGAGCCAGAGCCUGAGCCAGAGCAGCACCGUUGAAUCAUCGAUUCCGGCUAUCAACCUCGGAUCUGAGUCUGUUAGUUCGAGAUUCCCUUUUCCUAAGAUUCAGGUUAAGGCUGGGAUGAUGGUGGUUGAUGAAAGGAGUGAAUCGGAAUCGUCGUCGGUGGUGAUGGAUCUUAGCUAUGAAGGACGACGUGUGGUUUUGGACUUGGAUCUUAAUUUUCCUCCUCCAACUGAGAACUAAUAUUUAAUUAUGAUUAUUAGAUAUAAUUAAAUGUUUCUGAAUUGAGUAUUAUUUUAUCAUCAAAGUAGAAGCUUUUAAUUUUAAGUUUAUGUAAGUGGUGCCAAUUUUUGUCAUCAGCAGAAUUUAAAAGAAUUUUUAGUGUUGAGAUCGUGUUUUGUUCCAAUCUGCUGAUUUUUUUUGUAACCAUUAAUUAUAAUUCUGAUCAACUAAAAUAAUACCUUGUUUUGGCA